Gossypium arboreum is the source of this 2016-nucleotide messenger RNA. RefSeq lists its product as uncharacterized. The transcript has a single exon. Bases 1 to 2016 code for a protein of 671 amino acids. NCBI's taxonomy places the organism in Eukaryota, Viridiplantae, Streptophyta, Magnoliopsida, Malvales, Malvaceae. The record is from RefSeq and is a predicted model, not a curated record.
AUGGAAGUUCUUCUACAUUUUAGCCAUGAGCAUCCUCUGAUUUUCAAUGAAGAGAGAAGCCAUGAAAGUGAGGUUUAUUGCAGUGCCUGUGGAGAGCUAGUGUUAGGUCCAAGGUUUAGCUGCAUGGAAUGUGGGUUUCAUCUCGACAAGAAUUGCGCCGAGGCACCUGAUGUGAUGAAUCAUCCCUUUCAUCGCAACCAUAACCUUGAGCUUAAGGCAAGCUCUCCGUAUGAUGAAGGUAGCCCUCUCUGUGGUUUCUGCAAUAAUAUAUGUUGGAAUUUUCUUUAUCAUUGUUCUUGUAAUUUCGACUUUCACAUCAAAUGUGCUUUUCUUUCAUACAAAGUUCUUAAAAAUGACUUUAGAGAGCUUCAACACCUCGUCCCAAUAAUCUCUUCUGAAGGCCAUUCACGAGAACUUGAAAAAGCUCAGUGUUUUGCAUGUCAAAAGUCCUUACUAGAUUCUGUUUACAUCUCUCCUGAUUAUGGAUUUCACCUACAUAAGAAAUGCCUUGAGUUACCCCGUGAAAUCAAUCACCCUUGCCACCGCCACCAUUCUUUAUUCUUACAAUUUAACAGUGACCAUCUCCCUUGCCAAAUAUGCCAAGAAACCCAACAUGAAGGGCUGGUUUAUUGCUGUUCAAUUUGCAAGUUCGUCCUUCACACUGGAUGUGUUUCACCACCAUCCAUUACUGAGGAUCCAAGUACUCAUGAACAUCCAUUCACAAGGUGUUUAAAAAACCAGUCAUUCAACUGUGAUGCAUGUGGCACUUUAGGAAACUAUGUUUCUUAUAAUUGCUUGACAUGUAGUUUAAUGGUCCAUAAGAAAUGCAUUACAUUGCCACGCUUCAUCAAAAGCAUAUGGCAUGACCAUCCCAUUUCUCAUAAUUUCUUUGUGGUAGACAAUGAGUGUACAACACGUGAUUGUGGAUUUUGUCACGAGGAUGUGAACAUGGAGAGCGGGAGUUACUAUUGUUCUAAGUGCAAGUUCAUUAUCCAUGUGAACUGUGCACUACAGGAUGCUCGAUGGUACUACAAAAUUGAGUCAAAAGAUACGGUUAAUGCAAUGUCGGCCGUCGGUGCUUUAGAUCCAAGCUUUUUCGUUACUAAAAUGACUAAAAUUGGAGAAGAAAUUAUAAAUGCAGAGAUAAAACAUUUCAGUCAUCAACAUAAUUUAGUACUUACUGAUGAAGUUAAGGAUCGUAUGUAUUGCGAUGGCUGCAGUCAACUCAUCCUGACUUCCUUUUAUGGUUGUUUGGAAUGUGACUUCUUUCUCCACAAAUAUUGUGCCAAGUUACCUAAAAAGAAGCAAGUUAUUUCUCUCUACCACCAAGAUCCCCUUAGCCUUAUUCCACAUUGCAUUUUCAAAUGUGCACUUUGUCGUUUCAUGCGUAGUGGUUUUGCCUACAAAUGUGAGGUUUAUAUGUGUAAUGACCUUAUAUGUGUUAGGUGUGCUGAAAUUCAUUUGCCCUACAAAAGUCAAGGACAUAAGCACCCUAUUCACUUUUACCCCCAACUUAAUGGGCUAUCCUGUAAUGCUUGUGGCGGUAGUACUGAUGGUGUUUCAAUUUAUGGAUGCAAGACUUGCAGUUUUGCGGUGCAUUAUCAAUGUAUUUUGGCACCACAAAUAGCUUGGCACAAAUGGGACAAACAUUUUCUUACUCUUAGAUACCAUGAAAAUAAUGAUUAUUCAAAAUAUCAUUAUUGUGAUACUUGUGAAGAAAAAAGAAGCCCCAAUACUUGGUUUUAUCAUUGUGCAAUUUGUGACAACUCGGCACACCUCCAUUGUGUUCUUGGGGAUUACCCAUUUAUCAAGCGUGGGAGAACCUUCAUAACAAACGACCACCAGCACACUCUCAUAUCUGUGCAGAAGGCUCAUCAUCCUAAAUGUUGCAAAUGUGGUGAACCCUGCUUUGAUUUAGCUCUUGAAUGUUUGAAGGAAGAAUGCAAAUACAUUAGCCAUUGGAUGUGCAACUCAAACUACAAGAUCCUUUGGAAAGAUUCGAAAAAUCUUGUUUGA